Molecule: messenger RNA, 639 nt
Organism: Lycium ferocissimum
Lineage: Eukaryota; Viridiplantae; Streptophyta; Magnoliopsida; Solanales; Solanaceae
Exons: 2
Coding region: 1-639 (212 amino acids)
Source: RefSeq, a predicted model, not a curated record
AUGGCUCCAGUUACAAGAAAAGCAGAGAAACCAACUGAUGGAGAAAAUGAAGGAGAUGAUGAAGUAGACAAAGAUGAAGAAACUAGAGAAGAAAGUGAAAAAGCUAAUGAAAAAGUUGUUGAAGGAGAUGAAGAAAAUGAUGAAGGAGAUGGAGAAGAAGGAUAUGAAGGAGAUGAACGAAGUGAAGAAGAUGAAGAAACUGAAAAGGGUAAUGAAGAAGAAGAAGAAUCUCCAGAUCACAUGUCGACGACCUUGGCCGAGUUAAGAAAAAAGAGAAAACAUAAUGUGAAUGCCAAUAUUCUUGAGUCUUCUAGUAUUGCCAUAAAUCCCAAUAGACCUUCCAUUGAUGAGGUCGUCAAGAGUUUCAGCAUUGAAAAGUACGGCAUGAGGAUUCCACUGAAUGAAAAUAAUGAUUUGUCCGGUGAUAUUGUGGUCAAAUCAAGCAUGGGCAAGGGCUUUGACAAAUUUAGGGGCAUUCUUCGACAGCAGGGGUUGGAGAAUUUCUUUAGGGCUAGCUGCUUUGGGCUCUAUUUAGAUUUGCCUCAAGAGACCGGCGCACGGUUUCAAAUGAUAAUGGCGUCUGGGCUUUUGAGGCGUAGGAUUAUUUCUGAUAGAAAGGAUGAGGUUUGGAUUAAUUAA